Alternaria postmessia is the source of this 1320-nucleotide messenger RNA. RefSeq lists its product as uncharacterized. The record is from RefSeq and is a predicted model, not a curated record. The coding region runs from base 1 to 1320 and encodes 439 amino acids. Lineage: Eukaryota; Fungi; Ascomycota; Dothideomycetes; Pleosporales; Pleosporaceae. The transcript has a single exon.
AUGAAGUCAUCGAACCCUAUCAACACGACCACUGAGGAUAGUAUCCGAAAGAGCACGGUAUUUCAGGAGACCUUGGGGACUGAGGACAAAGUACCGCCAGAUUCAAGGCUGAGAUUAGAGCGUUCUACAACUACUACGGACGAUGUGCCUUCCAAACCAACACCCGAUACAUCUGGAUUGAGUGAGCAAUCGCUUCUUGAGGAGCUCUUCCCGGAAACGAGUAGUACUUCACAACCUCAGUCUGAGCCAAGAGACCGGUACCCAAAGCUCCACCUCCCCGACUCAACGCCUGUCGUUCGUCGAGAAAACUCCAAUCAUACUCAGUCAUUCAAAGAGCGAGUGGUUGAAUCCUUGCAUAAGCAAGGAGAGCAAGUCACUGUUCUCCAGCUCACAAAUUGCAGCACUGAGUUGACUGAAGCCGAUUUCCGUCGGAUCAUACCAAAGGGCAAGCACAUUGAAGGUUGGCAUCGAGACGAUGACUUGUACAAGGUCGUACCUGGUCGCGACCCCUUGAGUCUCGAGCGUCUACCCUUUUACUACCUCCUCUUCAAGAGCGCAGAAGCAGCUCUUGCGUACCAGAAGAACGCUUCGCGGCUGCACAAAUUGAGCGCCCUCCAUCAACCUGCGAAUAUCUUCUCCGCCAUUCCACCACCUAAGGGGUUCAUUGAAGAAGGCGAAGACAUCACGGCCGCCAUCUCAUCCUACAACCUCUUACCUACACGCCACCCCAUGAGCUUGAACGUUCUGAUGCAGCCCUACAACCCUGCCCUACGCAACUUGGUUGAGAGAGGCGGCUACCAACCCAUCGCACCCUCGGUCGACGCAAAGGGAAAUCCAAUUUGGAGGGUACUCAUGCAUAUUGAAGGUUACGAGCCUACACCCUCGGACCUUUUCAAGAUCUUCUCUCGCGACGCGUACAAGCACGGCAUGAUUCUUCCUCUCCGUAACGAAUCACAAACGUCGAUCCAUCGUCUCCGCGACAUGAUCAACCUUAAGGUGUCGUCCAAGGCUGUCUCGUCGAGCCGUCCGCGCGCAUACGGCACGUUUGAUCAGUCGAGUUCUGAUUCGGAGAUGACGUAUGAUGAUCCGGCGAUCCAGAGCAUGCUAGGUGGUGUAGAUGAAGAUAGCCCGAGUCAGCAGAACCAACUGGUCAUGAAUCGCGUGUACAAUCGAUGGGUGCUGGAUUUUGACGACGAGGAUACUGCUCGGAGAUGGAGUGUGCGGUGGCACCGUAGACUGCUGCCUGAAUUGAGCCAUACAAAGGGAGCGUGGAGAGACAGUGAAGAGGCUAGGAUCUGCAACACUGAACUCCUGUGGUGA